This is a messenger RNA of Clonostachys rhizophaga, 1890 nucleotides long. Lineage: Eukaryota; Fungi; Ascomycota; Sordariomycetes; Hypocreales; Bionectriaceae. The record is from the annotation of a GenBank genome assembly.
AUGUCUCCCUUGCAGCGGCUGCGUGCAACGCGGCCGCGCGUGCUUCGCAGGUCGGAAGUACCAAAAACACCCGAACCUUUGGCCCAAGAUGAGAUGGAAGAGCCACCCUCACCUCCGCGCCAGCGAUUUCGUCUCAAGAGACGUGUCGGAUCGCUGCCCAACACAGAGCCCACGCAACAAUUUCUUGAGCGCGUCGCCGGUGCUGACGUGCCCAUCCCAAGCAUCGAGGAGCCUGUUGUCUAUGACGAUGGUAUGGUAGAUACUCUUGGCUUCGAUGGCCACACCUACCCAGCUUCAGACGAUGGAUAUCCCUCUGAAGAGGGACACUUGAAGAGAAACUCGCCACCAAAGACUCCAGCACCUAGCCAUACUCCAGCUCUCUCACCUCAACGUCACCACGACUGGUCGGUUGACUCCUUGAGCGGGAUUGAGUCGAGUCCCGAAUAUGAAUCCAGCCGACCAUCAACGGCUCGCUCAACCCAGACAAGCGCCUCACUUUUCAGUCACUUUUCCUUCACAUCAGAGGAGCUCAACGAAUGUAUUAGCCCCGAGCCACAGGCUCAGGAGCGAUAUGACACUUAUUUGAAAGUCGAGGAUGCUGAAAAGACUGUUCGUGCUUCAGACCGGAUUUCAGUUAGAAGAAAAGCCCCUUGGUCCAGAGCUAUGAACCAGCAUCUAUGGAAUACUUACUUGGCAUAUCUCCAAGAUCCUAAGGUAACGCCCAUUCGUAUCAGCAAGAAUGGCAUGCCACCGCAGGGCGUUCUGCUCCGCGUUUCUAGAGAAGCGAGGAGGACUUGGAAAGGAGCAGACCCCAAAUCACUAUCUCUGGAGGCGAACGGUGGCAACUCAACGCCGGUUGCGCGAAUCGCUAACUCCUCCCAUUGGCCGCACACUGAUGCGGCAACACGCGCGCACCUGCGGGAGCUAUGCAGGGCUAAUGCUGGGAACACUACCCGAAAUGUCCAGUAUCUCGCACAGAGCCCCACGCCGUUCGGGAAAACCGCUGCCCGACGCUGGAGCAGGCACAACACCCCGGCUCACUCAUCUGUCUUUUCGGGCAACGACAUGGCAGUGUCACUUGCUGUUUCCACUGCGGACUCCAUGCAGCCCCAGGGACCUCUGGCUGAGCUCACCCGAUCAGAACUCAGCCAUGACAGACUCUCACAAGACCUUCCGAAUCUUUUGUCUGCUCCGUUGUUUACACCCACCAAAUCUACCGCUAACGAGAUCCCUCGUCUUGGCUCUCCCUUUGUUGCCAAGAGCUAUGGCCCAAGUUCGUCAAGUACUCUGAUGGCCGAUUUUGGAGUCGAGGAGCAACGCCAAAGCCAGACCCUUGGCCAUCUAUACAACUUAAAGUCCCCAAGCAGGAUAAAUCGUCCUCGAUCUCGAUCCAACACACUGAGGCGCCGCUCUAGGCAAACACCAGCGGAAAUGCGGCGAACCAAACGGCCUAGUCUGGCCUCUGAUAUGUGGAGCGAACCUGGGGCGAGCCCUGUUCGUCCGCCUUCGGAGCCGAUUUCGCGUAGCCUCGGGAGUGAGAUUUCAGCACCCCGAAGCAAUAUCCAAGAGCUAUUCGAGGCAUCCAGCUCGAUUGGACGCCACAUUUCAACUGAUGCUCCCGCUCGACUUGGGUCUCCAUUUGGCUCUAUACCCAGUAGCUUCUCAUUUCCUAAUAGGCAUUCUUCUGGGCUUUCUGGUCUUAACCAAAGCGCAUCUUAUCGACCGUUUGGGAGUGUUCAGCGCCUCUAUACGCACGCGGCAGAUCAAGAGGACUCAGCCCCACCCCGGUCGUCUCUUGAGAGCCGAUUGACUUAUCUGGACGAGAGGUUGAAGGACUUCCGCUACCGCGAUCGAGAGUGGCAUCCACGCCGGUCUGAAUCGCCUUUUUAG